AUGAAGCUUCUUCAAUGGAGAAUUCGGUGCAAAGAUCUUCAAAGUUUGAAUCGAAGAAUGCCAAAAUCAGUCAGUUUAAGUCGUGAGUUUCUGCAUUUGAGGAAGAACAGUUGGUUGAAGAAGGGGGAAAAAAGGCAUCUGAGGGAGAAAAGAAGGAGAUAUUAUGGUUGUCAGUUCAGUGUCCCGCCUAAAGUUAGGUCAUCUUGCUUGAUUCUUCAUUCCAAACAGGCAAACACAGUCAUCUUGCUUCUCCAAUCUUCAAUUCUUCACGCCGUUAUCUUCUUCACCAUUCACAUUGAGACGUCAUCAUCUUCUUCUUCAGUUCUUCAGUUCUUUAAUUGGUUGAUCACCAUUUAUGUGCGAUUUGUCACAGAUUUAAGUAACCAUUGGAUCUACAUGGAUUCUUACCCACGACCACCAGUACCACCAUCUAGAUUUUCGACCAUGGGGUCGUCUUUUGAUGAUAAUGGAAAUUCACUACCGAAUGAAGAAAGUGUUGAUCGCUUGUUCAAUGACGAUGAAGAUGCAAGAUCACCAAUUAAAAAACAGAAAAAACAACCUCGUGCAACAAGUGGUACGAGGAGUAAUAGAUCAAAAUGGUGGGAUCAUUACACAGUUGAUGAAUUGGAUUCAACAAUUGCUCAUUGUAAGAAAAAACUUGCUACAAUGCUUAUUGUGGAUGAAUUGCCUUUUGCUUUUGUUGAACGUGAAGGAUUUCGUGAGUAUUGUAGGGCUUUGAAUCCUUUAUUUACGAUUCCUUCUCGUAGCACUGCCACUAGAGAUUGUUAUAGUCUUUUCAUUGAAAUAAGAAAUGAGUUGAAAUUGUUUUUUCAAAAGUUUAAGUCACGAAUUUGUCUAACAACAGACACUUGGACAUCAGGGCAAAACUUAAGUUAUAUGUGUUUGACUUCACAUUUUAUUGAUGAUAACUGGAAUUUGCAAAAGAAAAUCAUAAACUUUUGUCCUAUUGCUGGUCACAAGGGAAUACUAAUUGGCAGAGCCAUUGAAAAAUGCUUGAUUGAUUGGGGUUUGAAAAAUAUCAUGACAUUGACCGUAGACAAUGCAAGUUCAAAUGACAUAGCGGCCAAUUACCUUAAGAAAAGACUUAACAUUUGGGAAACUAGUUUGUUGGAGGGUCAAUACCUACAUAUGAGAUGUGCGUCACAUAUUUUGAAUUUGAUUGUGAAAGAUGGUUUGAAUGAAGUUGAUUUGUCUGUUUUGAAAGUUCGUGUUCUUGUGAAGUAUGUAAGGUCUUCUCCUGCUAGGCUUAACAAGUUUAAAGAAUGCAUAAAAGAGGAGAAAGAGGAGAGCAAAAGCCUUGUUAUUUUGGAUAUUGAAACUAGAUGGAAUUCAACUUACCUAAUGCUUGAAUCUGCUAUCAAAUUUAAAAAGUCAUUUGCUUCUUUAUGCAUGAAAGAUUCUGCUUUAGUUAAGUUACUUAGGAAGUUUGGUGGUGCUCCUACUGAAGAGGAUUGGAAGAAAGUGUCUACUUUCUUACCUUUUUUGAGUGUUUUUUAUGAUGCAACUUUGAGAUUUUCUGCUUCUCGUUAUGUAACUUGCAACUCUUAUGCACAUGAGAUUUUUGGGACUAGAUUAUUGCUUGCCAACAACAUGAGUGUCGAUGAUGAGGGUAUGAGGAAAAUGGCUACCAAUAUGAUGGCAAAAUAUGACAAAUAUUAUGGAAACAUCGAUAAUAUCAAUAUUUUAGUGUUUGUAGCUGUUCUCCUUGACCCUAGGCAUAAGUGGAAUUAUGUUGAUUGCAUUGUGCAUGCUUCAUAUGAUGCCACAAAAGCUACUCUCUUGUCACUAAAGAUUAAAAUGGUUUUUCAAAAUUUGUUUUAUUCUUAUUCUUAUACUACGCCUCCACCAAAGACAAGUGGAGCUACUUCCUCCACUUCCACCUCUUCAACCUCUACCAUUUUUACUCAAAGUGGAACUCAAGGAGUGGGGAAGGUGGACCUUAUUGAACUAAUGAAUUCAAGAUAUCAAAUGGAGAUAGGUUGUUCAUUAACCAAUCUAAACAAAAGUGUGUUGGAUAGGUAUUUAGAAGAUGCAUGUGAACCUCAUGAUUCUAACUUUGAUAUAUUACUAUGGUGGAAAGAUCAAACAAAAAGGUAUCCCAUUCUUCAAAAGAUGGCUAAAGAUGUGCUUGCUACACCUAUUUCUACCGUUGCUUCUGAAUCGGCUUUCAGUACUGGUGGUCGUAUUCUAGAUGAUUUUCGAACAUCAUUGACUCCAAAGAUGGCCGAAGCCCUUAUUUGCGCACAAGAUUGGCUUCGUAUUUCUAGAACUCCUUUAGCAAUAGAGGAGAGUUUGCUUGCACUUGAAGAAAUGGAGGAAGGUAAUGCAUUAACUUUGGAGCAUCCGGAGGUCAUAAUCGAUGAAACUCUUGACGUCGUUGAAGAUGAUUAA
Messenger RNA from Amaranthus tricolor (Joseph's coat), 2412 nucleotides. Its product is annotated as zinc finger BED domain-containing protein RICESLEEPER 2-like. The transcript has 8 exons. The coding region runs from base 1 to 2412 and encodes 803 amino acids. Gene Ontology annotation, molecular function: DNA binding; protein dimerization activity. Lineage: Eukaryota; Viridiplantae; Streptophyta; Magnoliopsida; Caryophyllales; Amaranthaceae. The record is from RefSeq and is a predicted model, not a curated record.